This is a messenger RNA of Fukomys damarensis (Damara mole-rat), 2513 nucleotides long. Its product is annotated as zinc finger protein 791-like. The transcript has 4 exons. NCBI's taxonomy places the organism in Eukaryota, Metazoa, Chordata, Mammalia, Rodentia, Bathyergidae. The coding region runs from base 306 to 2057 and encodes 583 amino acids. Gene Ontology annotation, molecular function: DNA-binding transcription repressor activity, RNA polymerase II-specific. The record is from RefSeq and is a predicted model, not a curated record. Gene Ontology annotation, biological process: negative regulation of transcription by RNA polymerase II.
CAGGCACACAGCAGGCUGCCCCACGUCCAGAACACGGUCUGCUUCUACUACGCAGAGGUGAGGCUCAGCGAGGUCUGCUCAACAACCCUACCCACCGGGCUGUCAAUCAGACGAAGGAGGACGGGCCCUGCGCAGCACCGCCGGAAGACGAGGGACCACGCUACGUAAGGGCGCGUGACGUCACCGUGCGCUGCCGCCGCCGCCGCCGGCUCCCAAUCUCCGGUUGCCCUUUGACGCCCUCCCGUGGCGGCUCUUAGUCUCCGUCGACCCGGCCAGAGCUGUGAGGAGGUCUCGGGAGCCAGGAAAUGGACUUGGUAGCCUUUGAGGAUGUGUCUGUGGACUUCAGCCAGGAGGAGUGGGCUCUACUGGAUCCUUUACAGAAGAAGCUAUAUAGAGAUGUGAUGUGGGAAACCUUCAGGAACCUGGUCUAUAUAGGGAGCAAAUGGGAGAACCAGAAUAUUAAAGAUCAGUACAAAAAACAGGGAAGAAAUCUAAGAAGUUAUUUGACACAGAGACUCUGUGAAAGUAAAGAAGGUGGUCACUAUGGAGAAAUCUUCAGCCAGAUUUCAGAUCCCACUAGGACUAAGAAAACCACUGGAGUAAAACCAUAUGAAUGUAGUGUUUGUGGAAAGGGCUUCAUGCUUCAUUCAUCCCUUACUAGGCACAUUAAAUCUCACCCUGGACAUGAACUUGAUGGGUUUCGAUAUGGAGAGAAGCCGUAUAAAUGCAAGGAAUGUGGGAACACCUUCAGUUAUCUCAAAUCCUUCCAAAGACAUGAAAGGAAUCACACUGGAGAGAACCCCUAUAAAUGUAAACAGUGUGGGAAAACCUUCAUAUAUCACCAGCCCUUUCAAACACAUGAACUCAUGCACAGUGGAGAGAAACCCUACCAAUGUAAGCAUUGUGGGAAAGCUCUCAGUUCUCCCAGUUCUCUUCGAAUUCAUGAAAGGAUUCACACUGGAGAGAAGCCCUAUGAGUGUAAGAAAUGUGGGAAAGCCUUCAGCUGUCCCAGUUCUAUUCAAAUCCAUGAAAGAACCCACACUGGAGAGAAACCCUAUACAUGUGAGGAAUGUGGGAAAGCCUUCAUUUCCCGAACAAGUGUUCAGACUCAUAUGAUAACACACAAUGGAGAUAGACCUUAUAAAUGUAAGGAAUGUGGGAAGGCAUUCAUUCGUCCCAGUUUUUUACGUGUACAUGAACGAAUUCACACUGGAGAGAAACCCUACGAAUGUAAACAAUGUGGUAAAGCCUUUAGGUGUUCUACUUCCAUUCAGAUUCACGAAAGAACUCACACUGGAGAGAAACCAUAUAAGUGUAAGGAAUGUGGGAAAGCCUUCAGUGCUCGCCCAGCCUUCCGAGUACAUAUGAGAGUGCACACUGGAGAGAAACCCUAUAAAUGCAAAGAAUGUGGGAAAGCCUUCAGUCGUCUCAGUUACUGUCGGGUACAUGAAAGGACUCACACUGGAGAAAAACCCUAUGAAUGUAAAAAGUGCAGGAAAACCUUCAACUAUCCUCUAGAUUUGCAAAUACAUGAAAGAAAUCACACUGGAGAAAAACCUUAUGAAUGUAAGGAAUGUGCAAAAGCCUUCAUUUCUCUUGAAAACUUUCGAAGACACAUGAUAACACACACUGGGGAUGGGCCCUAUAAAUGCAGGGAAUGUGGGAAGGCAUUCAUUUUCCUCAGUGCAUUGCGAACACAUGAAAGAACUCACACUGGAGAGAAACCUUACGAAUGUAAACAGUGUGGGAAAGCCUUCAGUUGUUCCAGUUAUGUUCAAAUACAUGAAAGGACUCACACUGGAGAGAAACCCUAUGAAUGUAAGGAAUGUGGAAAGGCCUUUAUUUAUCCCACAAGCUUUCAAGGACACAUGCGAAUGCAUACAGGAGAAAAACCUUAUAAGUGUAAACAAUGUGGGAAAGCCUUUAGUCUUCGCAGUUCCUUUCAAAGACAUGAGAGAACUCAUAGUGGUCAGAAACAUUUUGAAUGUAAGCAAUGUGGAAAACGCUUUACUUUGUCCACAUCCUUAAAUAAGCAUGUGAAGUUGCACAAUAGAUAGAAACCCAGUGAGAGCAUGGGGGAACAUUUUCACUUUCAACAUAUAGUUUUCAGGCAUGACUUCCCACUGUGGAAGAAUCUUAUAAGUAAUGUAGAGCUCUAGAUCCAAAGUAAUUCAUGUAUGUCUUAGUUGCUUUUACAUUACUAGAAUAAAAUACUCAACAUUCACAAAUUAUAAGGAGGACCAGUUUAUUUUAGCUCACGAUUUGUAGAGGUUUCAGUCAGAGUCAGUUGGCUCCAAGGCUCCAUAGGGAGGUCAGGGAAGAAACAGCCCAUAGCAGGCAGGCGGGUAGCAGUGUUGCCUGCUUUCUAUCCCUUUAUAUUCCACCCAGGCUGUGAGCCUAUUGAUUGCCACUCACACCCAGGGUGGAGCCUCCUUCCAGUAAAUCCAGCCAGCCACACCCAGAACUAUGCUAAUAAUCUCUUAAUCCAUAUUCAAAUACCCUAGAUCCAGCCA